AUGCCUGAAAUACCCGUGUAUACAGGAUUGGGGGACCCUAUUGAACAUUUGGCAAGUUUCCGUGCGCACGUGGUGCUGCAUGCUACUCCGGACGAGGUUGCGUGCCGAGCUUUCCCCCUUACUUUGGCAGGGGGAGCUCGGGAGUGGUUCAGAACUUUGCCCCCUCGUUCAGUCUCGAGUUUUGAAGGCCUCGCCAGGAAGUUCGCGUCUCAAUUUAUGGCUGGCGUUGUCCCGAAAAAGCCCGCUCAACAAUUGAUGACCAUUAAGCAAGGCCCCCAGGAGUCAUUGAGAAGUUACUUGCUCCGCUUCAACCAAGAGAGAUUGGCCGCGGAGACUCAGAAUGAGCAAUUCAUCCACUGUGCUAUUUAUCAAGGAAUCAGGAAGGAUGGUGCCCUCAUGGCGGACCUGGCAAGAAGACCGGCAGAUAGUUUGCAGGAAUUUUAUGAUUGA
Molecule: messenger RNA, 450 nt
Organism: Alnus glutinosa
Lineage: Eukaryota; Viridiplantae; Streptophyta; Magnoliopsida; Fagales; Betulaceae
Exons: 1
Coding region: 1-450 (149 amino acids)
Source: RefSeq, a predicted model, not a curated record